UGUGACGGAGACUGACUCUGAAACAAAACCAUGACACCGCGCACAACUAAAACUGAAUGAGAACCAUCCCUGUGUGACAACUUCCAGUGACUUGUCCAGUUUCUCUGGUGGGCACAUGGUUCUGGAGCCGGGCCUUCCCCGCUGCCCGUUCUGUGGCAGCGGGACCCCGGGUCCUCUGACUGAACUCAGACAUGGACCCAAGGCUCUGACAGAUGCCGGCACUCCAUGGUGGUGACGCUCCUCACACCAGGGUCUGGAAUACCCUGUCCUGACCUGUGAGCCUCGCCCGCUGGCCCUGCUGGCCUCGACGACGCCGUGGUCUGUGGCAGUUUUCUUUGUUGGGGGAGAAGGGCUCCUCUCUGAGGGGAGAGCGUGAGAGGCUGGCCUUGUCACGGUGCCUGAGCUUCAUGUUCGAGUCUCUUCCCGUAAGCUGGGCUUGGAAUGGCGCGGGCAGCCGUCCCCCGUGCGUCCACGUCACCUGCACUGACUCCUGCAAGUCCAAAGCUGCCCCGAAUGAUCCUGGGCUCCAGCGCCGACUUGAUACACAGACUCACUUCUACCAUUUGGUUCUCUUUUUAGGGAGUUUUGUAAGUUUUGUUUUGUUCCAGAAUGAAAAAGGAACUGUGCUGGACUGCCCGGCCGCCCCCUUCCUCUGUUGGGUAACCGGGAGGUGGGGGCGGCAAGUCCGACUUGUGGAGGACCCAAGGCUCAUGGCCACGGCCGAGCGGGCGCCCCAGCACUGCUCUUGGCCUGUGUGGCAGAGCUGGCCUGUCACCCAUGGCCAGAGUCGCACCCCUGCCACACCGGGCCCUGGGGACCCUGGACCUCAGCUGCCCACAGCUGACAGGGGGCUCACGCUUCACUCAGCGGUGCCGGGAGCCACCAUGGAGCGGGAGGAGGAGCAGCCACCUCGGGAGGCCGACACGGAACCUGUUGUGACAUCGGGAGCUUCGGAGGUGGUGCCCAGGGUGCUUUCUGGAGAACCCCAGAGCCUGUCCGACGUGGAUGCUUUCAACCUGCUUCUGGAGAUGAAGCUGAAGAGGCGGCGAGAACGGCCCAACCUGCCACGCACGGUGACUGAGCUAGUGGCCGAGGACGGGAGCAGGGUAUACGUGGUGGGCACAGCCCACUUCAGCGACGACAGCAAGAGGGACGUUGUGAAGACAAUCCGGGCCGUGCAGCCCGACGUGGUGGUGGUGGAGCUCUGCCAGUACCGCGUGUCCAUGCUGAAGAUGGAUGAGCGUACGCUGCUGCGCGAGGCCAAGGAGAUCAGCCUGGAGAAGCUGCAGCAGGCCGUGAGGCAGAACGGGGUCAUGUCUGGCCUCAUGCAGAUGCUCCUGCUGAAGGUGUCAGCGCACAUCACAGAGCAGCUGGGCAUGGCCCCCGGCGGCGAGUUCAGGGAGGCCUUCAAGGAGGCCAGCAAGGUGCCUUUCUGCAAGUUCCACCUGGGCGACCGGCCCAUCCCCGUCACCUUCAAGAGGGCCAUCGCAGCGCUCUCCUUUUGGCAGAAGGUCAAGCUGGCCUGGGGCUUGUGUUUCCUGUCGGACCCUAUCAGCAAGGACGACGUGGAACGCUGCAAGCAGAAGGACCUGCUGGAGCAGAUGAUGGCGGAGAUGAUCGGCGAGUUCCCCGACCUGCACCGCACCAUUGUCUCGGAGCGCGACGUCUACCUGACCUACAUGCUGCGGCAGGCCGCCCGGCGCCUAGAGCUGCCGCGCUCCUCUGACACCGAGCCCAGGAAGUGCGUCCCCUCCGUGGUGGUGGGCGUCGUGGGUAUGGGCCACGUCCCCGGCAUUGAGAAGAACUGGACCACCGACCUCAAUAUCCAGGAGAUCAUGACAGUGUCCCGGCUGGCCGUGAAGGUUGCCUUCUUGGGCCUGCUGGGUUAUGGCCUCUACUGGAUGGGGCGCCGCACCGCUAGCCUGGUCCUGUCGCUGCCUGCCGCCCAGUACUGCCUGCAGAGGGCGUCCUCCGCCAGGCCACACAAGUAGGAAGGACACGGAGCCAUCACAUCUGAGGGCCACGUGUGGCUGCUCCCGCGUAGCAGCUGAGGGGCGCGGGGCGGCCCCCUUGGGGAUCCAGGCCUGGUCUCGCCUGCCCUCCCCCAACCCACCCAAAUAAAAAAUUAUUUAACUGCUCUGAGCUCAGGCUUCCCAGUCCCCACCAGCCCCAGGGACUAUUCCUGGGGUCCACAGGCAGCAAAAUGUCUGGAGGCGUACGCUGCCCCUCUGGCCCCCAGCGGGGAGGCCCCCAGGAGGUGCAGCAUGGUGGGCCACAGCCAGCCAUCCCCUCCCUCUCUGUGCCUUCCGGCAGGAGCACCCAGCCACAGCCGCUCACGGCGUGGGAGGGCCGGAGCGCCCCGUGGCCAAGCUUGGGGCCCCGGAUGUGUGCCAGCACCGCUCUGCCUGCAGAGAUUGUGUUUUUGGCUUUUAAAAAUAUUUGAAAUUUUUUACUCAGGUAAUUUUAACUUUAGCAAACUGAAGCAAAUGUCAGGAAAUACUAGCCUUAAAUCUGGUUGGAUGUCUUUUCCUGGGGGUCACGGUCCCAAGAAGGUGAGCAUGUGGGCAGGUUUAGCCUUGGCAGUGGGACCCCCUCCAGCUGCUCCCUCAGUCUGCCUCCAGCCAGUGGGGGGUCAAACCUGCUUCCUGUGCGUCUGCGGGGGAGACCCGGGGCUCUCCUUGACCCUCGGUGGACAGAGGGUGUGUGUCUGCCAAGGCCUGCCAGUUUGCACGUGUGCCAGCAGGCGCCUACCACCCUCCCGCGUGCCCACUUUGGGGUGGUACAGACAGGCGCCCAAAGUCGGGCCGGCCCCACACAGCACUUCCGCCUCAGUCAGUGCCCUGUGCACAGUCAGCUGACCUGGUCGUCUGUUUACGACGUGUCCGUGCAGCCCGUCUGGGCCACAUUUGCUUGUCUGUGUUGACUCGGUGUCUGAUCAAAUCAGGUGAAACCCAUGGCCGUGAGCUGGGCCGCGGAGCCUCGGGCUGGACUGUGUCCUUCCUGUCAUUCAUGUACGUGUUCCUUAGAAACUGAAAUAAAAGCUAAUUUUGGAAA
Rhinolophus ferrumequinum (greater horseshoe bat) is the source of this 3054-nucleotide messenger RNA. RefSeq names its product TraB domain containing (gene TRABD). The transcript has 10 exons. NCBI's taxonomy places the organism in Eukaryota, Metazoa, Chordata, Mammalia, Chiroptera, Rhinolophidae. The record is from RefSeq and is a predicted model, not a curated record. The coding region runs from base 408 to 1991 and encodes 527 amino acids.